This is a messenger RNA of Prorocentrum cordatum, 429 nucleotides long. The record is from the annotation of a GenBank genome assembly. Lineage: Eukaryota; Dinophyceae; Prorocentrales; Prorocentraceae.
GACCUGGCGAAGAAGUUCUCGCUCGACGCCCAGGCGGCGGCCAAGCUGGCCGAGGUCUUGUCGAAGCGCGACAACCGCAGCAAGGACCUGAGGCAGAUCGCGAAGCACCUCGAGCUGUCGAACAAGCCGUCCUCGCUGGUGAUGCUGAUGCUGAAGGACCUGCGCGCGGGGAUCUCGGUGAAGGACCCCGAGUACCCCGCCGCGGUCGGCAGUUAUGCCCACAAGCGGGGCCUAACCAACCGCAGGCGCAGCCGCAGCAGAGACCGCGACAAGCGACGGCGCAGGAGCGACAGCAGCAGCAGCCCGCCGCCGCCCGAGGCUGCCGCGAGCGCGGGCGCGCCGCGCAGGAGCCCUGCGAGGGGCGGGCCCGGCCAAGGGACGCCUGGCGGACCGACGCGGCCUAUGACGCUGCUGGAGCGCUUCGGCUGA